UUUACGCAACACCACUCUCUCUUCACUAUCAUCAAAUAUUUAUUGCAAAAACAUGAGGAAGUUGGUGGCGUCGCCGUUUAGUUCAUUACUCGUCGUCGUUUUCAUCUCUGCUAUCUCCGACGUCCGAUGCUGCUCUCCUAAAGAUCAGACGGCUCUCAAUGCUUUCAAAUCGUCACUGAGCGAACCAAACCUCGGCAUCUUCAACACUUGGUCUGAAAACACUGACUGUUGCAAGGGAUGGUACGGUAUUAGCUGCGAUCCUGAUUCGGGUCGGGUCACUGAUAUUUCUCUCCGAGGGGAAUCCGAAGACGCCAUUUUCCAAAAGGCUGGCCGGUCCGGUUAUAUGUCCGGUUCGAUUGAUCCAGCGGUUUGCGACUUAACCGCACUCACUUCCCUCGUCCUCGCUGACUGGAAAGGAAUCACCGGCGAGAUUCCUCCGUGCGUUACCUCCUUAGCCUCUCUCCGCAUCCUCGAUCUCGCCGGUAACAGAAUCACCGGAGAGAUUCCCGCGGAAAUCGGCAAACUCUCCAAACUCGCUGUUUUGAACCUCGCUGAGAAUCAAAUGUCCGGCGAGAUUCCGGCAUCGUUGACAUCACUCGCCGAGUUGAAGCAUCUCGAACUGACGGAGAACGGAAUCACCGGCGUGAUCCCGGCCGAUUUCGGAUCGUUGAAGAUGUUGAGCAGAGCUUUACUGGGCCGUAACGAACUAACCGGGUCAAUUCCAGAUUCUAUCUCGGGUAUGCAGCGGUUAGCGGAUCUGGAUCUAUCCAGGAACCAUAUCGAAGGUCCGUUACCGGAAUGGGUGGGUAACAUGAAGGUACUCUCACUUUUGAAUCUCGAUUGCAACUCGUUAACCGGUCCAAUUCCCGGUUCGCUUCUUAGCAAUUCCGGUUUCGGUGUUUUGAAUUUGAGCCGGAAUGCGUUGGAAGGAUCCAUACCCGACGUUUUCGGGUCUACAACGUACUUCGUGUCGCUUGAUUUGUCACACAAUAAUCUAUCGGGUCGGAUCCCGGAUUCGUUGUCGUCAGCUAAGUUCGUGGGCCAUUUGGAUAUUAGUCAUAACAAGCUUUGUGGGCGUAUUCCAACGGGUUCUCCUUUUGAUCAUCUUGAAGCUACGUCGUUUAGUGACAAUCAAUGCUUGUGCGGUGGUCCGUUAAUGAAGUCAUGUUGAUAAUAAUAAUGAAUGACAUGGUUCCGGUCGGGGGGAUAUCUCAAGUUUCUUAUUUUUCUUUAUAAUUUUACCUUAUUAUUAUUAUUUUUUCUUUCUUUCAAAUUUUAAGUUCUACAUAGCUAUGAGCUAAUAUGUUCUAUUGGCAACCAAUGGGGGUACACUGAUCCAAUGUGUUUCACGUUGUAUGGAAUAUGUAAGCACAUGUAUAAUCAAUCAAAAGCAAUGUUAUAGAUCUUAAAUA
Messenger RNA from Camelina sativa (false flax), 1412 nucleotides. RefSeq lists its product as uncharacterized. The record is from RefSeq and is a predicted model, not a curated record. Gene Ontology annotation, molecular function: protein binding. Lineage: Eukaryota; Viridiplantae; Streptophyta; Magnoliopsida; Brassicales; Brassicaceae.